ACGCUCACGAUGAUGCCAGAGACAUCAGCUCAUGAGUCGUCCCACCUCCAGCUUCUCUCGAAUCCAAGGAUAAACGCAUAAAGGCUUGAAUCGCCUCGAAGUCUUCUGCCUUGUUCUUUUUCCUGUUGUUUUGACACAAACAAACAAUCAUCAAACUCGACUACUCUGAACUUCGUGAUACCCCUCACAUAGAGGUUCUUUUGUACAUUUUGAGUUGCUGCGUGCAGCACGAACAUUUCCCCCGACAUACAGACACAUACACGCAAACUACACCGACUUUAUUCUUUCUCUCUUUUUCUGUAAUAGACACCACACACCAACGUCAAGAUGAAUUCCCGUAUGGAAUUCACAGAUCGUGGCGAGAAGGCCGUCCAAGAUGCCAUGGCCCUCGCCGAGCAAUACGCCCAUUCUCAACUCCUACCGGUUCACCUUGCCGUUUCUCUCCUAGAUCCUCCGGCAGAUCUGAGCAAAGACCAACAAAACGGCCCUCCGGCCAGCCCGUCGAUGUUUCGUCAGGUCGUCGAGAGAGCGCACGGUGACCCUCAGGCCUUCGAUCGUGCCCUCAAGAAGACACUAGUUCGCCUCCCUAGCCAAGAUCCUCCGCCUGAUCAUGUCUCUGUGGCACCGAGUUUCCAUAGUGUCUUGAGGAAGGCACAAGAACUUCAAAAGAUUCAGAAAGACACCUUCAUCGCCGUCGACCAUCUCAUCACCGCGUUGGCGGAGGAUAAUACCAUCCAAUCCUGCCUCAGGGAGGCCAACAUUCCGAAAUCGAAGUUGAUCCAAGAUGCCGUAUCUCAGAUCCGAGGCACUAAGCGCGUCGACAGCAAGACUGCCGAUACAGAGGAAGAACAUGAAAACCUGGCCAAGUUCACCAUCGACAUGACCGCCAUGGCCCGGGAUAAGAAAAUGGAUCCGGUCAUUGGCCGAGAAGAAGAGAUUCGACGUGUUAUCCGGAUUCUAUCCCGCCGAACCAAGAACAACCCCGUCCUCAUCGGAGAACCUGGCGUUGGCAAGACGACCGUUAUUGAGGGUCUCGCUCAGCGCAUCGUCAACCGAGACGUCCCCGAUAACCUGAAGCACUGCAAGCUGCUCUCGCUCGAUGUGGGCGCGCUAGUGGCCGGCAGCAAAUACCGCGGAGAGUUUGAGGAGCGUAUGAAAGGCGUACUCAACGAGAUUGAGAAUUCCAAAGACACAAUUGUUCUCUUUGUGGACGAAAUUCACCUGCUGAUGGGCGCCGGGUCCUCAGGCGAAGGUGGAAUGGACGCGGCCAACCUGUUGAAGCCUAUGUUGGCUCGUGGACAGCUGCACUGCAUUGGCGCGACAACUCUAGGUGAAUACCGCAAGUACGUCGAGAAGGAUGCGGCCUUUGAACGCCGAUUCCAGCAGGUCCUAGUCAAGGAGCCGACGAUUUCCGAGACCAUCUCGAUUCUUCGAGGUCUCAAGGAACGAUACGACCGUCACCACCGAGUCACCAUCCUAGACAGUGCCCUGGUAGCUGCAGCCAAUCUUGCGGGCCGCUACCUCACACAACGGCGACUUCCCGACUCGGCCAUCGAUCUAGUUGACGAAGCGGCUGCGGCAGUCCGGGUCGCCAGGGAGUCGCAGCCCGAGAUCAUCGACUCUUUGGAGCGCAAGCAUCGCCAGAUCAUGAUUGAAAUCGCUGCCCUCGAGAAGGAGAAAGACGAGGCCUCCCAGACCCGUCUCGCUCAGGCUCGGAAGGACGCCAAGAAUGUCGAGGAAGAACUCGAGCCUCUUCGGCAGAAGUAUCUGAGCGAGAUUAAGAGGGGCGAGCAGAUCCACCAGGCCAAGACAAAGCUCGACGAACUUGAGAAACGCCUCGAGGAUGCGGCCAACGCAGGCGACCACGCCAAGGCUGCCGACCUUCAAUACGGUGCCAUUCCGGAACAGCGUGCUGUCAUCAAGGCUCUCGAAGCUAAGAAGGCAGCUGCCGAUGCGGCACUUAGCGCAUCCGGACACGACACCGGCGGCUCCAUGGUCACGGAUAUUGUCACCGUCGACCACAUUAAUGAGAUUGUCUCUCGCUGGACCGGCAUUCCCGUCACCCGGCUCAGGACCACCGAGAAGGACAAGCUCUUGCAUAUGGAGAAGGUGCUGGGGAAGACUGUGGUAGGUCAGAGGGAGGCCGUACACGCCGUCUCCAACGCUAUCCGGCUGCAGCGCUCCGGCCUAAGCAACCCGAACCAACCUCCGAGCUUCUUGUUCUGCGGCCCAUCCGGCACCGGCAAGACGCUGCUUACCAAGGCUCUUGCCGACUUCCUCUUUGACGACCCCAAGGCGAUGAUCCGUUUCGACAUGUCCGAGUACCAGGAACGCCAUGCUCUGAGCAGAAUGAUCGGAGCCCCCCCGGGCUACGUCGGUCACGAUGCUGGCGGUCAGCUUACUGAGGCCCUCCGCCGCAAGCCUUUCUCCAUCUUGCUCUUUGACGAAGUGGAGAAGGCGGCCAAGGAAGUCCUCACGGUACUCUUGCAGCUCAUGGACGACGGCCGCAUCACGGACGGCCAAGGUCGCGUCGUGGAUGCGAAGAACUGCAUCGUGGUCAUGACGUCCAACCUGGGUGCCGAAUUCCUCAACCAGACCAACCGUGAGGGCAAGAUUGACCCCACUACGCGUGAGCUGGUUAUGAAUGCGCUCCGUAACUGGUUCCUGCCCGAGUUCCUCAACCGUAUCAACUCGAUUGUCAUCUUCAACCGGCUCACUCGCCGCGAGAUCCGGAACAUCGUCGACCUCCGUCUCGUCGAAGUUCAGAAACGGCUCGCUGACAACGACCGCAAGGUCACCAUCGAAGUCUCGGACGAGGCCAAGGAUUAUCUGGGCAAUGCGGGCUAUUCGCCUGCGUACGGUGCCCGGCCGCUCCAGCGUCUCAUCGAGAAGGAGGUGCUCAACCGGCUUGCCAUCCUCAUUCUUCGAGGCCAGGUCCGCGACGGCGAGACGGCACGCGUCGAACUCAUCAACGAUAGGAUCGUUGUGCUCCCGAACCACCAGGACAGCGAGAUGGUCUCGGAGGACGAAGACAUGGAAGAAGACGCGGUGGACGAGGUGGCUGGAGACGAGGAGAUGGAUAUCUAUAGUUAAGACGUCGGAGUUGAGAGUGUCUAUCUAGGUAGACAGGGAAGGGAGGGACAGUUGACGACUUUUAUUGAGGUUUAAUGAUUGGCACGGCUGUUAUGGAAAGACGGAUAUUGUUUUUGAGACUUUCUGGUCAGUGGAAGCGAGCAAAGGGAACCCAUGGACACGGACGUAUCGAGGCGUCCCAGGAGGAAGUGCUCGAGGCGCUAGGGGUGGUACACAGUCUUUUCUUCUGCCUUUCUUUUUCUUUCCUCUUUUUUCUUUUCUUUCUUUCUUUUGCUGACGGACAUGGUGGACAUGGCAUUCGGUUCCGACUUCACAUAGGGAACCCAGGAUCGUGUGAUAUAGUAACCGGGUACAUUAACAAUAGAUCAUCUAGAUCGAAUGGUGUUCAGUACCAAUGCGCAAGAGUGAUGAUCCCUGGGCAUG
This is a messenger RNA of Sodiomyces alkalinus F11, 3516 nucleotides long. Its product is annotated as heat shock protein HSP98. Gene Ontology annotation, cellular component: cytosol; cytoplasm. Bases 328 to 3093 code for a protein of 921 amino acids. Lineage: Eukaryota; Fungi; Ascomycota; Sordariomycetes; Glomerellales; Plectosphaerellaceae. The transcript has a single exon. The record is from RefSeq and is a predicted model, not a curated record. Gene Ontology annotation, biological process: cellular response to heat. Gene Ontology annotation, molecular function: ATP binding; ATP hydrolysis activity.